GCCGCGCCGUGCCGUGCCGCGCUCUGCCGACACCCCCAGCCGCCCCCGCGUGGCUGCCUGGGCAUGGAGCCCGCCCUCCUACGUGACGCCCUCCCCGGUGCCCCAGAACACCCGCCGGGAGCACGGGGCGCCAGCCCCUGGCAGGCUUCUAUGGGAGACCGUGGUCCAUGGAGCAGAGGAAGCUUCUCUUCCAAUGGCUCAAGCGCUGGGGGCUGAACUGCUACAUGUAUGCGCCCAAGGAUGAGCUGAAACACCGGCUGCUCUGGCGGGAACCCUACACAGAGCACGAGGCAGCCCAGCUGGCAUCGCUCAUCGCGGCCGCACGGGAGCAGGGCGUGGAGCUCGUCUUCGCCCUCUCCGCGGGGCAGGACAUGGUGUUCUCCAGCGCCAGCGACCGGCUCCUGCUGCAGCGCAAACUCAGGCAGGUGGCAGCAGCCGGGUGCAGCUCCUUCGCGCUGCUCUUUGACGACGUCGACCCUGGCCUGUGCCAGGCCGACCGCGCCGUCUUCCCCUCGCUGGCCCAGGCUCAGGCUUCCGUGGCCAACGAGGCGUACCGGGCGCUGGGGCAGCCGCCCGUCUUCCUCUUCUGCCCCACAGAGUACUGCAGCGCGCUCUGCUCCCCCAGCCCCAGCCGCUCCCGCUACCUGCUGAGCCUGGGCCAGGAGCUGCUGCCGGGCAUCGGCAUCAUCUGGACAGGCCCCAAGGUGGUGUCACGGGAGCUGUCGCCGGUACUCCUGGAGGAGGUGGAGGGCGUCCUGGGCCGCAGCCCCGUCAUCUGGGACAACCUCUAUGCCAACGACUACGACUGCCGCCGCGUCUUCCUGGGCCCCUUCACGGGCCGCCCCCCCGGGCUCAUGUCCAGGCUUCGCGGGCUCCUGCUCAACCCCAACGGCGAGCUCCAGGCCAACUAUGUGCCCCUGCACACGCUUGGCACGUGGCUGCGCUGCAGCCGGCGGGGACACGGCGUGCACACAGAGGAAGACGCUGCAGCAGAGACCCAGGAGGAGCCGAGCUACAGCCCGCAGGAGGCGCUGGACCAGGCCCUGUGUGGCUGGGUGGGCGAGAUCCGCCAACAGGUGCCGGAUCCAGCGGGCAGCCCUGAGGAGAUGGUGUCUGAACCAGAGCCAGGUCCCAGCAGCGAGAGCCGGAGCCACCCAAAGCCCCUGAGCGCAGCAGCGGGCAGCAGGGAGCCGGCGCCGGCACCGGGGCUGCACAGCAAGAGCAGGGUGCUGGAGGGGGCUGCAGAGCCUGGGGACAGCAACACCGGGCAGGACGGGGCUGCGCCCAUGGGCAGGGAUGAGGACAUGGCCCCUGAGGCGCCAGUGCCACCCCCCGCAGCCCAGGUGCCGACCACCCCAGGCCUCUCAACUCCCCGUGGUACCGUGGCCAACGCCCAAUGGAGCCCCCCAGUGCCCGUGGCUGACAGCACCGAUGAUGCAGACCCCGCGCCAGCCAGGGCCAGCACGGCCAACAGCUGCCGGAGCCCCCCAGUGCCCGUGGCCAAUGGAGCCAGUGCCAGCCUGGACCCUGCACUGCCCGUUGCCCACGUAAUCGAUGCCAUCCAGAGCGCCGCGGUGCUCAUGGCUGAUGGUGUCAGCACCAAGCUGAGCCCCGUGCUGCCCCUGGCCAACGGCACGGGCACUGGCUCGGAGCCCCGCUGGGCCCAGGCGGAGAGUAGCCCGGCAAAGGGGCUGGGGCUGGAGGAGGUGCGGCUGCUGGUGGAGCUCUUCUACCUGCCCUACGAGCACGGGGCGCAGGCCGCCCAGCUCCUGCAGCACUUCCGCUGGCUCCAGGCCAACCGCCGCGGCCCCCGCGCCCCAGGCAGAGCCAGCGACGCCGACCUGGAGGAGCAGUGGCAGCGCCGGGCCCAGGCCUUCCAGCAGCUCUGCAGCCGCAUCUGCCACCUGCACGGGCGCUUCGUGAGCUGCACCAGCCGCGCCCUGCGCUACGACCUGCACCGCUACCUCUGGGACCUGCGCACCGUCGUGCUGGCCGCCCGCGCCUUUGCCCUCUGGCUGGACGGCCGCAUCCUCGCUGACCCCGACCCGCAGGGCAUGUGGAGGAGCUGCUUCCGCUGGUGCCAGAGCAGUGCUGCAGCCCUUGCCCUGGCCGGGGAUGCGGAGCCCUGGGUGCGCCGCGGUGGCCUCUCUGGGGAGCUGCAGGCGCUGCUGCCCGUGGGGAACAGCUGCGAGCUCUUCCACUACCCACCCCCACUCGUGCCCUCCAGCCAGCACUACACCCUCCGGCCCCUGCUGCCACAGGACCAGGACGAGCUGUACCGGCUAUCCACAGGGACUGGGAUGAGGCUGGCAUGCCUGUUGUACUGGGACAUGCCUGGUGGGUGCUGUGCUCUUGCCCUGGCUGACAGGCUCCUGGGUAGCUUCCUGCGGCUGAGCCCCAAGUACACGUUCGUGCUGGAGGACACGGCAGGGCCCUGUGGGUAUGCAGCCGGCACCCUCCAUGCCCAGCGCUUCCUGCAGCUGCGCGAGCACAUCUGGCUGCCCACCAUGCGGCUCAAGUACCCCCGUGCCCCGGACAGCGCUGCUGCGCAGGGAGCCGUGGGGGAGGCGCUGAUGUCCUUCCAGGCAGAGCCGCUGGCUGUGCCCCCGGCCGUGCUGCAGCGCUUCCCCUCACUGGUGCAGCUGGGCACUGCGCCACGUGCACUGGACCCCGGCGCUGCCCGCAGCCUGGCCAUCGCCCUGCUCAGUGCCCUCCGUGCCAAUGGGUCCCGGGGCGUGUUCUGCGAGGUGAGCGCCGCGCACCACCACCAGCUGCAUUUCUACGGGAAGCUCGGCUUUGUGACGCUGCCCGGCGGGCGGGCCCAUGGCCCUCGCACCCAGCUCCUGGGCCGGCUCCUCUGAGCACGUGGCCGUGGCCCCGAGCCAGGCACAGUGUGGAUGCAGGCAGGGCAGAGGGCAGCACGGCAGUGACACAGGCCCCAAGGGGACGAGCAGGCCAGGUGCAAGCCCUCAGGCGAUAGGCCCCACAGGCUUCCCCUGUCUGGACAGGGUGGCGGGGAUACCCUGGCCCCAGCCCCAGCCCCAGCCCUGCUGGCCCUGUGGCAGGAGCAGAGGGUCUUGGUGACAGGGUGCUCGCCCUGCCGCAGGCUCUGCAGGAGCUCCCACGUGAUGUGCACGGGAAGGACAGGGCCUGGGGCUUGCUGCCCACGCGGCAUGGCCUGUGGCUGUGAGGAAGGAGACGUGUGCCCUGGGGAUGGUGCUGCUUCAGCCACAAUAAAGGACAUG
Molecule: messenger RNA, 3245 nt
Organism: Alligator sinensis (Chinese alligator)
Lineage: Eukaryota; Metazoa; Chordata; Crocodylia; Alligatoridae
Product: protein O-GlcNAcase-like
Exons: 19
Coding region: 168-2861 (897 amino acids)
Biological process (GO): glycoprotein metabolic process
Molecular function (GO): beta-N-acetylglucosaminidase activity
Source: RefSeq, a predicted model, not a curated record